AAAAACAAAAGACCAAAGCCGAAGGCAAAAAGAAAGAGAGAAAGAAAGAGAGAGAGAGUUUCCGUUUGUUUAAUCACACACUCAUUGACAACUCUUUUCAUUCAUUUUAUCUUUAUCUUCUUCUUCUUCUUCUUCUUAUAUCUUCUCUUUUUAUUUCUUGGUUUUGGAUUUUAUUUAAUCAAUUUAUUUAAACAUUUAUAGAAAGAAAGGAAAAUCCAGAAGCUGAAGUAACCAGAAGCGCGCCUGUUAUUUACAGUUUUGAUUUGAUUGAUCUAUAGAUCUAACGGUUUCAAUUCCACAUGUUCGUUUAGAUCUUCGUCGUUAUCAUCUGUUUUGAUUCAGUAGCCGAACAGAGAGAUUGCACAGAUAGCUGAAUUUGUGUUGAGAGGGUGUGUUGAAUUGGUACAAGUGAUAUUACAAUUGUGUAUUGCAUCCGAUUCUGGAUGUGGAGGCAUUGGAGGCUGUUGGCCCGGGUGAGAUGAGGGAUGUUAUCAAGAUUGAUGAACUUCCUGAGGGCCUGCUGGCGGCCGUCCUCGGACCGAUAUGUCCACAUUAGUACGGAUUCAGCAGGCCGGCAAGAUGGGCUCCUUUGGUACAAAGACACUGGACAGCAUGUGAAUGGUGAAUUCUCUAUAGCAGUUGUUCAGGCCAACAAUUUGCUUGAGGACCAGAGCCAGGUUGAGUCUGGCCCCUUGAGUUCGCUUGAAUCUGGUCCUUAUGGUACUUUUGUUGGUAUAUAUGAUGGUCAUGGUGGGCCAGAGACCUCUCGUUUCAUCAAUGAUCACCUAUUCCAGCAUCUAAAGAGGUUCACAGCAGAGCAACAAUCCAUGUCUGUGGAUGUAAUACGUAAAGCUUAUCAAGCUACGGAGGAUGGAUUUUUCUCCGUUGUUACUAGACAAUGGCCUAUGAAGCCGCAGAUAGCAGCUGUUGGAUCUUGCUGCCUGGUUGGUGUGGUCUGUGGUGGAACCCUAUAUAUCGCUAACCUUGGUGAUUCUCGUGCUGUGCUGGGGAGGCUUGUAAGGGCAACUGGGGAAGUUCUUGCCAUCCAGCUUUCAUCAGAGCAUAAUGUGGGAAUAGAGUCUGUCAGACGAGAGAUGCAUUCUUCGCAUCCGGAAGACUCACAGAUUGUAGUUUUGAAGCACAAUGUGUGGCGUGUAAAGGGCCUCAUACAGGUUUCUAGAUCUAUCGGUGACGUAUAUUUGAAAAAGGCUGAAUAUAACAAGGAACCUUUGUACGCAAAGUUCCGCCUUCGUGAACCUUUUAAGAAGCCAAUUUUAAGCUCGGAGCCUUCAAUUUCUGUGCUUGAACUUCAACCUCAUGAUCAGUUUGUCAUAUUUGCUUCUGAUGGACUGUGGGAGCAUCUUACCAAUCAGGAAGCAGUUGAUAUAGUUCAGAAUCACCCACGAUUCGGGAGUGCUAGGAGGCUUGUGAAAGCAGCGUUACAGGAAGCAGCCAAAAAGAGAGAAAUGAGAUACUCAGAUUUGAAGAAGAUAGAUCGUGGGGUCCGCAGGCAUUUCCAUGAUGACAUUACAGUGAUAGUUGUAUUUCUUGACACACAUUUAGUGAGCAGAUCUAGCUCAAUGAGAGGCCCUUGUUCAUCUGUGAGAGGUGGUGGUGUUAGUCUGCCUGCUAAAACACUGGCCCCCUGUGCCACACCCACAACAAUGGAACAACUUAACACUACCACGCAACUUAACACUACCUAGUUACAGACUAUGCCAAAAAAAGAGCUUCUAAUAUCACUAUCCAUCAAGAAAAGAGGAAAGAAUCAAGCAAGGUAAAAGAGCUGUUUGGUGCUGCUGCCUCCGCUGCAAAGGGUGACGUUACAGAUUCUUUCUUAUUACACUUCCUCUACGCAUUCUUCUCUUUUUUGUAUUUUUAUUUUAUUUUUAAUCUUUGGAGCUUUUGGGUUUUGUAAAUUAUUAUGUGGGUUAGAGAACAUUAUCACCUAUAAAUCAAAGCUUCUGCAUCUUUUGUUCUUUAUCCUGUUGUCCCUCUAUUAUAUUUACAUAGACUGGCUACUAAAAAUUUCUGUGUCAUUUACCU
Messenger RNA from Pistacia vera, 2046 nucleotides. Its product is annotated as probable protein phosphatase 2C 60. Gene Ontology annotation, molecular function: protein serine/threonine phosphatase activity; cation binding. The record is from RefSeq and is a predicted model, not a curated record. The coding region runs from base 486 to 1706 and encodes 406 amino acids. The transcript is spliced from 6 exons. NCBI's taxonomy places the organism in Eukaryota, Viridiplantae, Streptophyta, Magnoliopsida, Sapindales, Anacardiaceae. Gene Ontology annotation, biological process: protein dephosphorylation.